AGUAAUGCAUAUUAUGUUCUGACCUUUGAGGUGAAAAGGUAAUACUAUGAGAGCCUUCCUAAGGAGCUCAGAAGGGUGUUUUCAGCUGAAGCCACAAACAACCACGAUCGGGAGACACGAAGGGUCAGACAUCGUGCUGAAGUCUGCAGGGGUAGAGGAUCAUCACGCGGCCCUCAAUUUCGACGGCUGGGAGAAUGGCUUUGUCCUGCAGGACCUCAAUUCUCCCCAGGGCACCUUUGUGAACGGCUGCCAGGUGCAAAACGCGGCGGUGCGAGUGAGCCCAGGCGACAUCCUGCACUUCGGGGCACAGGGAGCAUCCUUUGAGCUAGUGGUUGAUGAAGUCCCACAGACCUCCUAUCCUCCAGUGAAACGUCGCAUAGCAUGGGCUGGGCAGCUCCAGGUGCCUGCAGAUCCCCAGCACUGCCCUGCUGUGUCUCCUGCCCAUCUCCCACUGCUGCAGUCCCAGCAUCGCCCCAGCACUUGGAGCAGCUGGGCUCCUGCUGCAGCCAGCCCCGUGCCCCAUCCACCACUCCAGAAGCGACCCCUGAGCGCCUGGACCAGGAGUGCGACCGCCUCCAGCCCUCCAGAUGCUUUCAGUCGGCCCCCUGCAGAGAGGCCAGCCUGGACCACAAUCUCAGGCAAUGAUCCAAGUAGUGGGGCAGGAGCCCCUUUCCUGAGGAUUCAUAGCGUGGACUGCCUCCUGCAGGAAAAGGAUGAAAAGCUGCUGAGACUGGAAAAGGAAAUCAGUCGUCUCUCUGGUUUUGAAGCAGAAUCAAAGCAGAAAGAUACAGUGAUAAGGAGUCUUCAGGACAAAAUUGCAGAGAUGGCCAAGACCAUGGCCCAGGCUGCUGCUAGAAGCGAUGUGGAGCUGACCCAAAAGCUUCUAACGUUUGACAGAGAAAUCAGAGCCAAAACAGAAGAGAUUAAAACCUUAAAGGAACAGAUCAGUGACUUGCAGAAAGAUUCAAGUGAAAUUUUUAGCCAUUCUCUUUAUGAAAGAGACCUGGAAAUUGGAAGCCUGAGAAAAGAAAGUGAGAAGCUAAAGAGGGAUCACGCUUUGACCACAGGUCUAGUGACCAGCCUGCAAAGGGAGAUUGCUGUGAAGGAGCAGAAAAUUCAGCAACUCAAGCAGGACGUGGAGAAAAUAAAGAAGGCAAACAGAGAAAAGGACAACCAGCUGGCUGUUGUGUCUGCCAAGUGCUCUAGACUUAAAGAGGAAAUGAAGCGUGAACUCGGAGAGAGGGAUGUGACUCCAUACCAAAAACGCAUUGGGGAGCUGGAGUGUGACCUGAAGGGCUUGCAGGGAGAAGUCCAGAAGUAUCGCAUUGAGCAGGAAACCAUCCAAAGCAAGCUGUCUGAGAAAGCAAAGGCUGAAGAGGAGCUGAAAAAUGCCUGUGAAAGGAAAUCUCUGCAGUUACAGGAGAUGGGGCGCAGGGAGCGCCUGCUGAAAUCUGACGUGGAUCGUGCCAAAGUGCAGCUGGCAUCUUUCAAAAUGCAAGUGGUACAAGUCUGCCUCCCACAAGCAGCAGGAGAGGCAGGGAAGGCCCUCACCGUCCAGCAGGUACUUGAGAAGGUCAGGCAGAUCUGUGAGGAAAACCAACAAAGUCAGGAAAGAGAGAAGCGUCUCCAGGAGGAAAUAAGUGCCAGGCUCUCGAAGGAAAAGGAGGUGUCUGAAAAUGUCACGGUGUUCAAGGAAUCAGUGCGUGAGCUCCAGGCUUUCCUGGGGACCUCGUUCUGCAGCGACAGCUUGAGGAGGGAGCUGUGCAAGUUCGAGGCCGUGCUUGUGGACCCCUUGGUGUCGGACGUGCAGGCAGCUGUGGUGGAAAUCGCUCGCGUGGCCCUGUCGUGGCUGGAGGGAGCGGAGCAGCUGCUGGCAAGCGCAGGGUUGGACCUGCCCACCUCUGGCAAAGGAUUGACAGCCUGUCUCAAGAGGUUGUUGGAAAAUAAUCAGGAAACCACGCAAAGGAAUAAAAUGUUACAGGCCCAAUUAGAGGAAUUCCGGGAGUCUCAGGAUGCUCUGCUGCAGGAGCGCCUGAAAGAGCAGCAAGUGAAAUACGAGCAAGACCUACAGAUAAAAAUCAAUCAAAUCAUACUGGAAAAGGAGGAGGAGAAAAAAGAGAUUAUGAAGAGCGCCGCUGAAAAGGAGAAGGACAGGUGUGAGAAAUACAUGGGUGAAGAAAAGAAGAUGGUCCGGGACUUGGAGAGCCGCCUGAGAAGCAUGACUGAGGUAAUGGAGAUGAAGUCCAAAGAGCAGGAGGUUACAGAUCUCAAGCUGAGGGAAGCUCUGCGCAGCCUGGAGGAAACCACGGCACGAGAGAUGAUGUUAAAGCAGCAGGUGCUCAGGCAAGAUGAGCAGCUCAAGAUCGUUCAGGAGGAGAGCGAGGUACUGAAGCAGAAAGUCCAGGAAGAAAUAGCAGGAUAUAAAGAGCAAAUUAAGCAACAUGCUCGGACAAUUGUUGCUUUAGAAGACAGCCUGCUGGAGGCUGAGCAGCAGCAGAAGAUGCUUGAGAAGGAAAAUAUCACGCUCCUGGAAAAAAUAGAAGGACUUGAGAGUGAUGCCUGCAGGGUGACAUCGGGAGCAUCACAGGAGGCCUCUUGCACCGAGGAGUCUCACCGUUGUGUUCUGGAAGAGCUGGCUGCUGCGCAGAGCGUGCUCCUGGCCAAAGAGGCUGCUAUUGCCAGGUUAACGAAGGAGCUCUCGGAAACCCAAGCCAGGAUGUCAGACAUGAGAGGAGAGCUCAGCGAGAAGCAGAAGGCGGAGCUGGAGUGGAGCCUGGUCCAGGUGAAGAGCCAGGAGCGGGACUUGAACACACUGAGGGAGAAGCUGUCGGAGAUGUCCAAGCUUGUGGCUCAGAAGGAUCAAGAGCUGAAAGCAGCAGCUGCAGAGUUAAGGCAAGCCCAAGAAGACUGCAAAGCGCUGCAGGCUGCAUCCCGAGAGAAGGCACAAGAGCCGGAGACUCUUCUGCAGGCACGGGUGACACCUGCCAUGGUGGAGGUAGCCUCUGAGACGGAGCCAGCUUUGGACCUGGCUGAGCUGGGUGCAAAAUGCCGAGGCCUCAGGCACGAGGAAACAAUCCAGCGCCAAAAAGAAGGCUUGGUGGAGCUCCGGGAAAGGAUCAAGCUGCUGGAGAAGAUGCAAUCCUCGAUUGUCAUGAGCAAGGCUGCCCAGUCACUCAUAGUCCAGCAGACAGACUUGCCAGAGAAGAGAGCCCAGAAAGCAGGCCUCGAGAAGGAGGCUGCACCGCUGUCAGGAGCAAAAACGAAGUGCAGCAAGUGUCUGGGACGAUUUCCUGACAGGUGCUCGCACGUGACCGCCCACGAGACAGCAAGCUUGGAGGUGCUGGAAGCAUUAGACCUCGGGGAGAGGAUGUACCUGGACUUAAUUUGUGCUCUGGGAAGGCUGAUGAAUAUGGAGGAGCUGGCAGGAAUGCAGUCUGUGCAGCAUCUUCCUCAGGAAGAGAGGGAAAAAGUAGGGCAACAGAGACGGAAGGACUUCGAGCUGCUGUACGAGAAAAUCAGCAAGCUCAAGAGUCGCCUGGAAAAGAAAGAGGAAUUGCUCAAAGAUUACGAGGCCCAAAUCAAGGAGCUCAGGCUGAACCAGGAGGCCUUGCAAAUGUGCCAGGAAGAGGUGUUGAAACUGGAAGAUGAAGUCUACAGGGAAGCAGAAGAGAAAGCUCUGCUAAGAGAGGCUCUGGAGAGGACCCAGGUCCAGCUGGGGCAGGAGAAGAGGCUGAAUCGAGUGGUGAAGCAGCGCAAGAGCCUUGACAAGGAGAAAAGAAAGGAGAAGGUGCCUCCUGGCUGUGCCCAUUCUUCCAGAGGACGAGGAGGGAAGCCUGGACCCCAGCCAGUGGUGCCAGCGAAGCUGAAGACCAAGGAAUGCCCAGCAGAACCCUCAGAGGUGACGGGUGGCACGUAGGAGUACCACCCCACGGGCCUUCAGCUCACAGAGGAGAACGGCAGGGAAGCACCAUUGGGUUUGGGUGCAGCACCAGGAGGGCAGGUAGUUGGAAGAACCUGUGCGAGAGGAUCCCGGGGUGUCCCCUGGGACUGCUGCAGGGCCCGUGAAGCACUCAGGGGCUUUGGAAGUCCUGCGGGACCUGUACCACAGCACACGGUGUGGUUUGUGGGGGUGUGAAUACAGCCUGGUGAGCGCCUGUGA
Molecule: messenger RNA, 4159 nt
Organism: Anas platyrhynchos (mallard)
Lineage: Eukaryota; Metazoa; Chordata; Aves; Anseriformes; Anatidae
Gene: FHAD1
Product: forkhead associated phosphopeptide binding domain 1
Molecular function (GO): protein binding
Source: RefSeq, a predicted model, not a curated record